AUUUGUAUUGCUUCUUUUUUCCUGUAAUUUGAUUUUUUUAAGCAAUAGUAUAUGUCUGUAUGACAACAGGUGGCGAGAUCUAUGAAUGUAUAGUAAACAAAACAGAAGACAAGUGAUUAGAAAAGGUGUAGCUUUUUAAAUGGUUCUUCUUCCAGAAUGUCUUUGUCACACUUUGAUGAACGCAGUGGUAUUGUGGCUUGUGAGACUUCAUGGGGUCGUUGGUGGCAGACUGUGACUGAAGUAUUCAUUGAAAUUUUUGUAGAAGAAGGAACUCGAGGGAAAGAUGUGCAUAUCAGUAUAAGACCAAAGUUUAUUGAAUGCAGUGUCCAAGGGAAGGAAAUCUUCAAGGGUGAAUUAUGCAGAACAGUUGUUCCUGAUGACAGCACAUGGACUGUAGAGGAGCAGAAACGGAUAGUGAUCUUACUCACCAAGGCAGAACCUGCAAGCUUUGAAAAGUUCUGGGAAUCUCUCCUUAUAGGACAGUUUGCACCUGAUCCCUGGCUUAAACUCGAAAUGAUGAAAAAACUAGACCUGGAAAGGUUUCAGAUUGAGAACCCAGGGUUUGACUUCAGUAGUGCUAAGCUAUCCAAAUGUUAUGACAACAUGGAACCGACAGUCAUGUCCAGUGAAGACAAAUAAAAGAGUGCUAUAGAUGAAAAUAGAUUUAGAAUUAUUGUAUACACCAUGAGAAUGAAAUUAAAAAUUGUUAUUGUCAG
Limulus polyphemus (Atlantic horseshoe crab) is the source of this 716-nucleotide messenger RNA. RefSeq names its product nudC domain-containing protein 2-like. Gene Ontology annotation, biological process: protein folding. Bases 157 to 639 code for a protein of 160 amino acids. The record is from RefSeq and is a predicted model, not a curated record. Gene Ontology annotation, cellular component: cytoplasm. Lineage: Eukaryota; Metazoa; Arthropoda; Merostomata; Xiphosura; Limulidae. The transcript has 5 exons.